Molecule: messenger RNA, 1119 nt
Organism: Tarenaya hassleriana
Lineage: Eukaryota; Viridiplantae; Streptophyta; Magnoliopsida; Brassicales; Cleomaceae
Product: DNA polymerase zeta processivity subunit
Exons: 5
Coding region: 399-1007 (202 amino acids)
Cellular component (GO): zeta DNA polymerase complex
Source: RefSeq, a predicted model, not a curated record
AAACCGGAUUAAUCUAAUCUGCUUGGCUUCCCAGCGAAAAUUUGCUUUGACGGAAAAAAUCCAGGCUCGGAACAUUUCUCGGGAAAAUUUUGUAUAAGGUUUGUGAUUGAGUCAUCGCAAUUGUAAUUCAUACUUUGUUGUUGGUGCUUGUUUUCCUAGGAUUUCCUCGGAAAGUUUCGACCUUUUUCAGGUAGUGGCAGUGUUCCGAUGAAAAUCGAUGUUUUUGGGAGGAAAAACUGUUCGAUCGAUGCAGAAAAACAUUUUAAGUUUUCUGGGUCGACCAUUUCUGCCCUGAAUUAGUUUGAGAAACGAAGAAUCAGGCUUUUUGAACCAGGCAGCGACCGUGUGUUCUCCUUGCUAUCUGAAGAAAAUCUCUGAAAUUCGACUGCUUUAAGGGCAUGCCAAUGAGCAGGAACGAUGACCAUCAGUCCUCAAGUGCAGGAGAGCUUGCUCAAACUCUGGUGGAAUUUUUGGAGGUAGCCGUUUCAUCCAUUGUCUUCCUCAAGGGCGUUUACCCUUCCGAGGCAUUCGAGAGACAGAGAUAUAUGAAUGUUGUGGUGCAAAGAGCUCGGCAUCCUGAGCUUAGGGACUAUAUCCAUUCUGCUACUUCUGGGCUUCUUCCCUUUAUACAAAAGGAUCUGGUUGAAAGAGUGGCAGUCAUCUUUUUCAACAAGGAUAACAUUCCCAUUGAAAGGUUCAUCUUCAAGCUCACCAUCAAUCCAUCUCACGAAACCGACGCAGCUCAACUGGAAUUCUCGCUUAGGUCCUUCUUGAUCAAGCUUCCCUUCUCAAAACCCCUCUUAAAGACUCUUCCCCUUGAUUGCAGAUGGGAGGUAACGGCAUAUCUCAGAUCUCUUCCCGAGGUGGGUUCGAGCAAAGAUGCAGAGACAUGGAUACCGACGGACACGAAGCAGUGGCAGAAGCCGCCAUUGAUUACUCCGAUCAAGUCUCUGGACAGUGACCCACUUUGCUUGCAGCUUUACUUGGAACAUCCAAGUUCUUCAUGAGUAGUUGUACUGUUAACUUAACCUCUUGUUCGUACAUUUCUAAUAAUAACAUGUAACUUGAUGUAAAAUAUAUCAUUUGUAAUCAUAAAGUAAGUUACUUUAGACAGUGUUA